GUUGCGCGGGCGGGCUCGAGCUCCAGCGUGAGCAUGAGCACGGCCAGCGGCAGCAUCUCGCUGUCAGGCAGGAAGAAAUGAAGAGUGAAACGCAGCGGCUCAGUGACAGCAGCGAGCAGCCUAAUUUUGACCUUAAGUAUUCCAUACGUACAGGUCACCAGUUUUGACCAUUUCUAAGAUUUGAAGACUAGUUGAAUUCCAGAAACAGGCACAAACUCACUUUAGGAAAUCUGGCUGCUCACAAGAAUGAAAAUAAGUUUUUGACAUGAAGAAAGAUCUGGAGACAUUAAUUGCAGAAGAAAGGGCUGGAAUAAUUUCCAAUUAUAACAAGGGCAGGCAAAAUGGGGCCUCAAUUGAUCCCUGGGAAGAUUUCAAUUUAUAUAAAGUUGUGGACAGAUUUGGCUUUUUGCAUGAACAUGAACUGCCUAUGCCAACAGUAUUGGAGGAAAAGCUUAAACAUUUAGAGAUUGAGAGAAUACCAAAAUGGAUCAAAAUGGUUAAAAAAUGGGACAAGUACAGAAACAGCGACAAGAUGAUACGAAGAAUUUAUAAAGGAAUUCCCCUACAGCUGCGGGGUCAGAUUUGGUCACUGCUGUUAGAUUUAGAAAAAUUGAAGUCUGAGAAUGAAGGAAAAUAUGAGAAAAUGAAAUUACAAGCACAAAGUGUUUCAGCUGAUAUUAAACAAAUAGACCUUGAUGUAAAUCGCACUUUUAGAAACCAUAUCAUGUUUCGGGAUCGAUAUGGAGUGAAACAGCAAGCAUUGUUUCAUGUACUCGCCGCUUAUUCUGUGUACAACACGGAGGUGAGCUACUGUCAAGGAAUGAGCCAAAUUGCAGCAAUUUUACUGAUGUAUUUGAAUGAAGAAGAUGCAUUCUGGGCACUGUCUCAAUUACUGACUGACCAGAAACAUGCAAUGCAUGGAUUUUUUAUUCCUGGAUUUCCAAAGCUUCAACGGUUCCAGACACACCAUGAUCAGAUUUUAAGUAAACUCAUGCCAAAGCUCAAGAAGCAUAUGGACAAAGAGCAGAUGUCUACAGGGAUAUACACCACAAAAUGGUUCUUGCAAUGUUUCAUAGAAAGGACACCAUUUACACUGACACUGCGGUUAUGGGACAUCUACAUUCUGGAGGGGGAAAGAGUCCUUGCUGCAAUGGCAUAUACUAUCAUGAAACUGCACAAAAAGCACCUGAUGAAAAUGUCAUUAGAAGAUCUCCGAGAAUUCCUUCAGGAAAUUAUGUCAAAAAACUUUCAAUAUGAUGAUGAUGUUGUUAUUGAACAACUGGAAAGGUCCAUGGUGGAGCUCCGGAAAUUGAAGCUGGAACUUCCUCCGCCAGCAAAAGCUGAUGAAUUUCCCAACAAACCAUUAGGCCAGGAAUUUGCUGUCACCUUAAUACCAGAGAAGGAUAACAUCAUAGUCAAUGGCAAGAAUGAAAAGGUUAAUUCCAUUUCAAAUAACUUUGAACCUGAUAAUGAUGUAGACAGAGAAUCACCGGAAAAAAACUGUAUCCAGCCUUCUGUGCCUGAGCCUGUGGAAGAGAGUGAGAUGUCUCCUGAAAAUAAUGGGAAUCCUUGUCCAGAGGAGAAUGAUACUAAUUUUGUCGAAAUUUGUGAAAUUCAAGCUCCAAUCCAUGACAACUCCAUGUCUCCCAUAAAAGACCAAACACAUCUACCACAAGAGGAUGAAUCUGUGCUUUCAGAAAUGAGUCCAGCUCCAAGCCCAGUAAAAGAUUCAAAGCAGUCUCUUAAGAAGGAAGACAUCCCACCUGCUCAAAAUAAUGGGACUAGAAUUGCAGAAAAUUAUGCAAACUCAAAUUUUAAAGAAGCUAACUAUAAAGCUCCAGAAAAAGAAACUACCAGUUCUCCAGAAGAGAAUAUGAUCACUUGUCAAAACAUGAGAAAAGUUGAAUAUACAGAAAAAACUGAAAUAGCUAAAACUCAGUUCCUAAAAGAACAACCUGCAUUUUGCUCAGAAAUUAAUCAAGUAUCAGUACUUCAAAAUAUGGCAACAAAGUCUCCACAGAAAUACCAGGUACUUGUUUCAGGGGAUGAACAGACACUAGAUGAAGAAGACAAUAGUGGUAGUCCCUCUCCAGGGAGUAAUGAUGGAUUGACAGAUUUGGCAAACAAUGAGAAUGUGCCAUUAUCUUGUCCAGAGCCACCACCUGCAGUGACACUGUCUGAAGGCAUGCAUUUCUUGCUCCCAAAUCCAGAAGAAACAUUGCAUAGAUAUUCUAACCCCAAUAUCCCUCAACAAUUGGAAACACAUCUCCCUAUUGAUCAACCACAAUCUAUAGUGACAGUGAAGUUUUCAGCUGCAGAAAAGGAGAACUCAUCCUUGAGUGAUUUAACACAAGAAACUUCAACAGACUUGAACAGACCAGAAAUAGAAAGUGCAGAUGAGUUCCAAAGUAAAACGCGAGUUUCAAAUGUUACCCAAUAUGACAACUUAUCUGAUACUGAGUAUAAGUAUGAUCAGAAUAUUUCAGAACCAAUAACUGAAAUUCAAUAUGAUGAAAAUGAUGCACUUAUUCCAAAGGAACUUGUGGGUGUAGAACCGGCAGACACAGUCAGUACACCCAAACGAUUUUCAACAUUAGAAUUGUCAGAUGACCCACAAUCUGUGGAACCGGAUUCAGUUUCGUAUCAACAGAUCUGGGACAUUUACAGAUCUGAAAACCAUGCCAUGCCUUCUGCUCAGCACAGCCCUUCCAAAUUUUCACCAACUAUGCACAAACAGGACCAUAUGAAAGAUGCAAAUUUGCAGAGUCCUCAGCAUCUGAUUGCUAUCACACAGACCUCACCAGCCAUGCAGUGUUUAAAUAGCCCCUGUAAAAUAGUCCGGUCUAUGUCUUCAGUUCAUGUGGCACAUGGGACUGAGCAAAAUCUCCUGAAAUUCAAGCACAUGGCAUUGCCUGUACAGGAUGAUUCACAGUUGGUUGCAACCUGUGAUGAAAAAGGGACCUGUACAAUUAGAGAGACUGGCUCACUUGAAGUUAAUACUCCAGUUACUAAUGUGACUCUGGAUAAAACUGUAAGUUUGAUAGAAGUACCAACCCAUCUUUUUGUACAUUCCUCUCAUACAGAUGCAAAUAUGCAACAAAAACACAUCACAGCUGCAAUAGAAAAUUUAGGCACAGAAAUUUGUUUGGCAAACUCUCCAGAUGCCCAAGAUUGCGAAUAUAUUAAAUUAUGACAGAAUUCAUUCCAGUUGAAUCAUAAUACAUAUGUAUAAAGUUUCAUCAGUUACAAUGGUCAAAUACUUCAAAAUGAUGCAAGCAUUUCAUAUCACAAAAGCAGCCACAUAUUUUCCUAGUUAUUGAACUAAUUGUUCACUGUGCUUUAUUGAGGGCUGCAUGGUCAUUGAGUCACAAUAGAAAGCUAUGCAAACAGUGUCAUUUCAUUCUUUACAUUUUAAAAAAAUCUUGUAACUAAUCUGCACAUUUGACAAAAUAUGGAUGCAGGUAAAUAUAUUUUCUUGUUUCAUAAAAUAUUUUAUGAUUAUUUUUGACCUAUAUAAUUGAGAAAUACCUGUCUUGUAGCAGAUCAAACAUUGUUUAAUCUUUUGCAUGACCACCUCAAAAUGCCAUGAAAAUUUGAAAGGCAGCGAGCAGGCUCACUAUAUGAGACAUUGUAGCACAGACUAUUACACAAGCAGCUUUCACAUGGUUUUCCCAAGUGGCUGAUAUUUUUCAUUCACAUCACAAGAUAGGUGACAGGCAGGGCAGACAGGAUUUCUCAGGAGUUAUUUCUAUCUUGCUUGAUUUUAAUGCAUUCUAGUACAGAGGUAAUACAAUGAAACCGUAUGAUGCUUGAUUGGAAAUGGUAACAUCACACAUAAGAUGACUUCUUAGCUUUGGAAUAUAUUGAAGAAGUUACUGAAAUUGCAUUCUUUACAGCAUCUUUUGAAGUUGCUGAGUAUGUAAAUAUUUAAACAGUUAUGCAUUUUCUGGCAUGUUUUUAGUUUCCUAUUUUUAUCAUUUUUAAGGCUUUAAAAAAAUCCUUUAAAUAGCUGUGGUGUGGCGCCUAAAAACCUGAAAUGUAGUUGUUGAUGUUUACUAUAAAUUUUAGAACAAAGAUUUCAAAAAAUAGUGCUUUAAAUAUGCUUGUGAAUACUUCUAUUUGGUGGGGGGGAGUGGGGUUCUAAAAAUCUUAUCCUGACCCUUGCCUUGCCCAUAACCAUCUGUAUAACAUUUUGAUCACUAUUGAGAAGGUCAUACUGUGUCACAUCAAAUCAGAAAUAUGGUAUUUUUGCUCGAUGACCACUUCAAAUAGUAAUUACUUGCAGCAAGCAGAAAAGGACGUGUGUCGGUGCUGUGAGCACACAAAUGUUAAGUGUGUUAUAAGCGUUUUAGUAAAACAUAUAUUAACUCUGUAAACUGAAUGGAUGUAUUUAACUGGUGUGUGAUGUGUAUAGUUUUGUUUGUAAAGACUUCAUAAUUUUGCACUUUUUAUGAGCCUACUUUAGACAAGCAAGUUAGCUUUAUCUUUAAAAAGCUAUAAGGUUUCAAUGAUGCAUUGAUAGUGGGAAAAUAAUUUUGUCCUACUUGUUAAAAUUUUGUAAAGUUGUUUUUGCAGGACUUCUACAUUGCCAGUUUUUCUUUUUAUCUGGAAAAGUGAAUAACUUGGAAUAGUGUGGAAACAUUAUUUUAUGUCACGCACCAACAAUGUUGUGAAGAAAUCUUUUAAAAUGUUUUUGAUAUGUUCCAUUGUGUUUUGUGGCUUUAAUUUAACAUGAUGAAAAUAUCGUGCAAAAAAUUGUUGACUUUUGAUUAACAGACAAGAUGGAAAAAGAGGUGUAUUUUAACUACAUCUGAUUGAAAGCAGUGAGUAGCCAGUUAAAGUUGCAAAGAUUAUUUAAGUUCAGCAGUUGUUGAUUUUAACCAGCCUGAUGUUGUAUGCAGGUGACAAACCACCUAAAUUUAGGGGCCAUAUCUGAUCACAAGAAGGCCCUUUAAGCAGUUUUAAUCAAGUUUUGACAAGAGACUAUAGCAGCAUGUCUGAAAGCAAAGUCAGUGUUUCCAUUAUGAGGCCAGGAAGAGCGCAGAUUGUUUUUUAUUUUUUUGUUACUAUGUAAAAGAAGAGUGCUUUUUCAAUUUGGUGCCAAAUUCUGUCUCAUUAAUCACUUACGAAUGAUUGUAUAGAUUUACUGGAUUUAAGCCCUUUCCCCUCAUCCACUCUUACUGGACACAAGAGGUUGCUUUCAUUCACAGAGCUUACAUCUGGCAGAAUGCUGAAAAAUAACUGGGGAGAGACCUGAUAAGUCUGACCUUUAUCUACAUUAUUUCUUUGUUUUCCAUAUAUUGUUUCUGUUAGUACAAAAGAAAUUUGCUUUGAGUCAUAUUUAAUUUGAAUUCAGUCUCUGGUUCUUCUUACUAUUCUGCAGCAACAUUGAAGCUGUUAUUUAAUGUUAAGUACCAGUUUAAACAUUUCUGCACAGUAUUUAAUAUUGUAAUUGUAUGUUAGUUUCUAAAUUUAGAGCAUAAAGCAAAUUUCUCAGAAUAAAUCAGUUUACAAAAAAGAGCUGUAAGGAAAAGUGUGUCCAAUUAAUAAUAAAUUCACCAGAAUUUUAGUAGCCAGCAUAGAUGUUACUGGUGUUGUUGUCCAACGUAGAUGUUGUUGUAUAGGUGUUGCUGGGUUAGCACAGUUUAUGAAGAUGCAAUUGAUUGAUUCAAAACAAGAGUACUAUCACUGAAAACAGUAAAGAAAAUGCGGGCACAAAGAAGAUGACAAAAAAAAAGUCAAAAAGCAGAAGAGAGGGAGCCCUGUAAGAGAAAGAAAUUGUGCAAACACAUUAAAUUAAUACUAACUGAUACAUAUGAACUCUUAGCACAGAGAGAGGAACAAAGAAACAAGGAAUAUUUGACAAUUUGAGAAAAUUGAACCAAUUCAAAGAAUUUGUCCCAGACUGAAUGAAACAUUGGGCUGAAUUUUACAGCUCCCACGGGGGCAGGUUGGCAGAUGGUGGUGGAGACCCUAGUAAAAUUGGGCAUCAUGUCAGCAGUGCUAACCCUGAAGCAUUUUUAUCCGUGGUGAGGAGACCAGUACCAAUUAUCCAGUUUGCCCAGUGAAAUGUCAUGGGCCAGUGAACAAACAGAGGGGACCCUCCACUUUGCCUCCCUGUGCUAGUCAGAGGCCCCUAUCAAAGAUAAUCCUCUCUUCAUUUCAUUGUCCUGUGUCUCAUCCAUUCUGAGCCUCCUUGCUGGGGCCUACAAUCCUGUCCCUCAUAGGAUCCCAGACCUACUUUGAUGUCUGGCUCCUUUGCACUGCAUUUACUUGGAGAUUGCUGCAGGCUCAACAGUGGUCAUACACAUGGUGGAAAAGAGCUAACGGCUGUGGGGAAAGUUGGCCAAGCAGUAGUGGGCUAAUCCCCAAAUUUUACACCAUGGGUAAGGACAUUGUCCCCACAAUUUAUAAAAGUUAUAUAUUUAUAAUUUAAGAUGCAAUUCUCCUGACUGUCCCCUCUUUCAUAAUUUUUUUGGUUAAUUCAUAAUAUGGGCAUUCUGACUGGGCCUGCAUUAAUUACCCAUCCCUAAUUGCCUUGAGAGUAUAGUGGUGAGUUACAUAUUGUGCUGCUACAGUCCAUGGGUGAAGGACAUCAACAGAGAUGUUAGGAGAGAGGUCCCAGGAUUUUCGUCCAGGGACAGUGAAGAAGCAGUGAUGAAGUACCAAGUUAGGAUGGUAUCUGCUUUGAAGGGGAAUUUAAAUUCAGUAGUGUACCCAUUGCAUUUUCUGCCCUUUACCAUCCAGAGGGAUGAGGUCAUUUAUUUAGAAGUUGCUUUUGGAGGACCUAAUUUGUGGUUGGAACAUGCUGCUGUCAAUGUACAUUUGUGGUGAAGAGACUGAACGUUGGUAACGAAUCAGGUCCCAUGCUUUAUCCUGGAUGUUGUUACACUUCAUGUUGUUCGAACUGUAUCUCACUAGACAAGUGAAGAAUAUUCCACCACACUCUUGACUUAUUCUUUGUACAUUGAGGACAAGCACUGGGGAGGCAAGUUACUUAACUCAGAAUUCCCAGCCUCUGACCUGCUCUUGGAGCACAUUAUUUAUGUGACUGGGUCAGUUCAGUUUCUCAUCAAAAUUAUAAGGUUAACAAAAUUAUUUCAAUUCUUAAAUAUAAAACAUUUCCUGGUGAUGAAGUUUAUAAGCAGUACCUUUCUCUGUUAAUAUUUAGUGUAAUGUUAUCCAAAACACAGAAUGAUUUUGUUUGAGAUGCUUGAGGAAAUAACAAAGUGAACAGCAACUGAAGGGGCAAAGGCUAUGAAAUUCUUAAACUCACACUAUUUGUUCUUAUCCUUUUCCUGUUACCCUUGGGAAUGUGCUCAAAUAUUGACAAAGUGUGUUGUACUGAAAUCACUGCAAGAUUCUAAAUUGGCUUCAAAGUUCUUGUUGGAUCAGCAGAAACAGGAAAUCAAACACGAAAGGAAAUCCCCUUCAUCUGCAGUUCAAGGUAUCUUUGCAGGAGGAUGAAAAUGUAUUGUAAAAUAGAGGGGGUAGGAAACAGGAUCACUAGUGUGGGAAAUUGUAAAAAAAAUGUAUUGCAAAAAUAUAAGAGCUCUUUUAUGUUUAAUUCUUUGUCAUUACAUUUUUGUUGUAUCUCCAGAACUUUUUUAACCUGACUUUGAAUUCUCAAUUUGUUAUGUUGACCUCCGAAUUACUAAUCUAGUAGCAUGUAGUUAAUUGUGCACUUUUAAAAAGCCUCAGAAUGGAAAAAAACACACAUUGAAUUAUGAGUAAAAUGAAUUAUUCUUUUACUUUCAACCUGUUUUCCAAGAGCUCCCAGUGGAAUAGAGAUAAAUUCACCCGAAGUAGUGUAGGUAAUAUGUUCCACAUCAAUGUUGGGUGUUGACAGAGGUUCCGCUCUUUACUGAUGGCCACCAUAAACUUUUAAUGUUCAUUGCUCAAGGUUACCCAUGAAGAAUGACCACAUGAGCUAAAUACUGGGUGGAACUCAUGAGAAUCAUAUCCAAGACUCAGUGAGAAAGAGGUAGACAAGUUAGAGAAAUUUGCUUUCAAAAUAUCAACUUUGAUCAAUCUAUUUACAUUUAUGUAAUUUUACCAUAUCUGAUCAUUAAGAAUGCAAGAUUGAAAUGUGGAAAACUCAGUUGUGAAAUUGGACUCCAUAGUAGGACUUACACCAAUGUGACAUAAGUCAUGCCUCCCUUCCAACAUCGCCAGCACAUUGUGCAAAGCUGCAAAGAAGGCCCAGUGCAGAUGCGCUCUGCAUGAGCCAUUAGCAUCAGGAGUGGAGAGACCCUGAUGUCCAAUAGCUGUUCCAACUGAAAUGAAACAAAGAGCUGUUGAUACUGGAGAUCUGAAACAAAAAUAAACUUGCUGAGUUUUGCUAGCAAUUUCUAACAGCAUCUGUGGGAAGAAAGCAGAACUAAGGGGGAGCCACCAGACUCAAAAUUUUAAUAUUGAAUUUCUCCAGCAAUUUCUGUUUCCAUUCGUCCUCAGACAAAUAUGCAUUCAGCUCCACUACAGAUACCUCUCAAGUCAAGUUGGGGUGGCACGGUGGCUCCAUGGUUAGCACUGCUGCCUCACAGUGCCAGCAACCUGGGUUCGAUUCCUCUGUCCGGCGACUGUGUUGAGUUUACAUGUGUUUGCGUGGGUUUCCCCUGGGUGGUCUGGUUUUCCCCCCACAGUCUAAAGAUGUGUAUUGUUAAGUGGAUUGGCCAUGCUAAAUUGCCCAUAGCAUCCAGGGAUGUAUAAAUUGUCAGUUUACAAGGGGGAUAUGACUGGGUGGGAUGCUCUGAGGGUUGAUGUGGACUUGUUGGGCCAAAGGGCCUGUUUCCACGCUGUAGGGGUUCUAUGAUUAUACUUAAAAGGCCAGGCAUCCAAUUUGUAGCUGGGAUACGUUUGGGUUCUGUGGAAAUGUCACUAGACCCAAAAUGUUAACUCAGAUUUUUCUUCUCAGAUGCUACCAGACCUGCUGAGCUUUUCCAGCAACUUCUUUUUUGUUCCUGAGGUACAUUUGACUUACUUCCACUGUGGUGUAGCUUGUGGAAAUACUACGGCCUGUUUUUUGGAAAUGUUUUGGUAAAUUGGUGUGUCUAUUCAAGAUGGUAGAGGAUUUGGUCACCUGUUCAAAAGCAAGAUUUGGAUGCUACAGUCGCAGUGCUGCUUGUCCGUGAUAUGACCCACAGAUGGAGCAAAGACUGCAGAGGGGACAAAGUCAGCAAAGAGGCAGAUGCAAGAGGACUCCACAAAGGCCCAAUCCACCGCAAAUUUUAAGAGAGCACUUCUUACACCGCCCCCUCAUUCAAGAGCAAUACCUAAGGCAAUUCAAAUUCCACAAGUAGAAGACUACAAAACUCCAGUGCUCCUUUCAAAGCGACCUACAGCCACGCACCCAAGCAAAGAGA
Messenger RNA from Stegostoma tigrinum, 9362 nucleotides. RefSeq lists its product as uncharacterized. NCBI's taxonomy places the organism in Eukaryota, Metazoa, Chordata, Chondrichthyes, Orectolobiformes, Stegostomatidae. The record is from RefSeq and is a predicted model, not a curated record. The transcript is spliced from 15 exons. Bases 266 to 3193 code for a protein of 975 amino acids.